Messenger RNA from Eutrema salsugineum, 1168 nucleotides. RefSeq lists its product as uncharacterized. The record is from RefSeq and is a predicted model, not a curated record. NCBI's taxonomy places the organism in Eukaryota, Viridiplantae, Streptophyta, Magnoliopsida, Brassicales, Brassicaceae. The transcript is spliced from 2 exons. Bases 168 to 803 code for a protein of 211 amino acids.
AAAAAAAAACAGCGGAGGGAGGCAAAAGAGAAAAAAAAAACAGAAAACGAAAACCAGAAAACCUUUCAAUCAUUUCAUUCGUUCUUCUUCUUCUUCGUUGAUCUGGAAAUCAAAGUAGAGAAACUUGUAUACCAAGAGAGAAGACGAAGAAACAGAAAGCAAAUUGAAUGGCAAGAACCAACAACAAAUACACCUCCAUCAACUACAGCCAAAUCCUCCACAAAGAUCCUCCUUCUUCUCCUUAUGCCUCCUCCUCCUCCUCCUCCCCCGCUUCUUAUUCCUCCGUCGCUCGUUCCAAUGGCCGUAUGCUCGUUCUCACUAAACCUACCCCUAAGCCUCUGAGAUCUCCCUCCGUUUCCGCCGCCGCCACCAUCACCACCACCCCUCCAGCUCCGAGGAUUCCGGAUCAAGCCGUCUCUGAUCCAGAUCCCAAUCAGAUCUCUCUUCGUCCCUUAGGUCAUACCGGACCUGGCUCCUCGCUUUCAUUUCCAGUUCGAACACAGGAAAUCGAGAAGGUCCAAGAGGUGCCUGUGCAUGCUCCGGCUCCGAUUUCUCUGUCCCCGAAACCUGAUCGAUUCGUGCCGCCGCAUCUUAGGCCAGGGUUCGUUCGAAAGGAUGAGAAACCUGGACUCGACCCUUCUCGAGUUAGAGAUCCGAAUCCGAAUCAGAGAUUGGCUUACCAGGAACAGCCGCGGCAGGGACAUUUUAGGCAUGGACAGACCGGACGGCCCAAAUCGGGCGGGUAUGAGAGGAUCCGGACGGAUCCGAGAUCGGCUGGAAACCGACCCGGCACCUCCGGAUGAUGAGCUUGCUGGGUUGAUGUCCAGUUAACUCACUCGAUGAUGGAGAUGGAAACUACCUCAACUUUACAUCGUCUUCUCAAGAAAAAAUUUAAAACAAAAUGACUCUCUUUUCUUACUUCUUCUGAUUAAACCAGAGAUGAUCAAAGACCACCCCAAGAUUCAGUAGAGUUGUAGAUUUUGUUUUGGGAUCAGGGUGAUACUAUGACACAAUGCCACUUCUCUUACUUAUGGUUUCAAAACUUUGUUGUUCAUGUACCUAUAAUUCUGUUUAGCACGUGUUGUUUAGGUUUUAAUCUAUUAUGCAGAUUAAACAUCUUUUGGGGUUUAUAAGUAAAAGAUUUCCUUCUUAUGGAGAAACUUUCAGG